Messenger RNA from Cotesia congregata, 255 nucleotides. Lineage: Eukaryota; Metazoa; Arthropoda; Insecta; Hymenoptera; Braconidae. The record is from the annotation of a GenBank genome assembly.
AUGCCUGAAAAAAGUCGUCAAUUAUUACCGGAUGGCAGAAUUAUCACUCACUUUGAAAGAUCUUUGAAGAUGUCUCCUUACCUUCCUUGCGUAGCAGUAGCUGAUUACCAGGCUAUAAAAAAUCAACAUGGGAACAUAACAUUCUAUAGCUUAGAAAAUAAUUUAGAUUCACUGAAAUUAGCGCUAGAAAUCAGUGAAAAAGUUAUUCCGGCAAUGGAAGCUUAUACUGAUAUGCCGUAUGCCAUGCCAAAGUUA